AUGGGUGAGCAGCGGAGGAGCUCGGCACAGGCACCGUCCCUGCACAGCGGGGGCGACGUCACCAUACCGGACACGCCAUUUCGGCCCGAAAUUUACAUCCGCCGCGCGGAUAUUAGCGCGUCGAUCCACGCGUACGAAAAACUAUUGAAUGCGUCGAAAGCGUACACGUCGACGAUGUUGGCCAUGUCAAAAGCAUCGUCUGAUCUUGCGGACGCAAUUCAAGACUGCUCACACGUGAAGGGUGUAUAUACAUGCAAUUCGACGUUUCAAGUUGCGUGUGGCCUGCAAUUUCUCAAGUCGAACUACGAGCAGGUCCUGUGCGACACGUUUUACAAGGAGGUUAGCAUUCCCCUGCUGAGCCAACUGGACGACUACAAAGCCACUGUACAUGAGCGGCAGAUGCUACACGAAACUGCUGUGAUGGAUAAAACGCGGCUCGUGAAAGAAAUCGAGGCGAAGCACCAACAGGAAGGCAAUCGCAGCAAACGCGACCUAUCUUCCUACCGUUCGAUGCUUGCGGAGCUGCAAGAAACACUGAAUGAAGUGGAAUUGAUCAAGGCACAGCACUAUAGCGAUGUACUCGAGUACGAGCAACAGACGUGGGAGUAUGUCGCAUCGAAGAUUGCGCUUCUGACGCGCGCACAGGUCGAUAUUGCUGAUCGAAUCGCGUCUAAAGCAAGCACGGACCCAGUGCUGGAGUCGAUUACUGCAGCCGUACCGGACCCAUUUAGCCUAUACGGACCGCCGCGGCGUGAGGACCAGCUGUUUACCAUUCUGCAACCGUCCAGCUUUGCAAAUAGCGGCCUGCGUGUCGCGGCCGAUGAUCCUACAAGUCCAGCGCGCGUGCCGCGCAGGUCGCUUCUGGAGACGAGUCGACGUGCGCAGGAAAGUGGAAGCUCCGGGAUGGCGACGCCGACGCUGAGUGCGACAGAUGCAGAUGCGGAUGCAGAUGCGGUUCCCGUGCAUGAAUCUUUGUUUGGAUCGCUGUCUAGCUCUGCAGAGAUGCCCGAGCAGCAGUCUGACGAACGGAUUCUAGGCGCAAUUCCUUUUGGGCGGUCGUACAGUGCUUUGUUUGGCCUGCGUGCGAAGAAAGAUAAGAAUAGUAGCAGAGAUGCGAACUAUGAAGAUGUGGACCAAGACGGAGAGGCAAACCAUGACAACACAACGAUUGACGCGAACAAUCAGAGCCGUGAUGGCGGCAAUUGCGACGACACCCACAAUUCGGACAAGGCCGCUACCCACUCAUUCACCAAACUCUCCAUCGAUCUAGAUGCUGCAUUACCAGCCUAA
Malassezia vespertilionis is the source of this 1290-nucleotide messenger RNA. RefSeq lists its product as uncharacterized. The record is from RefSeq and is a predicted model, not a curated record. The coding region runs from base 1 to 1290 and encodes 429 amino acids. The transcript has a single exon. Gene Ontology annotation, biological process: vacuole fusion, non-autophagic. Gene Ontology annotation, cellular component: fungal-type vacuole membrane. NCBI's taxonomy places the organism in Eukaryota, Fungi, Basidiomycota, Malasseziomycetes, Malasseziales, Malasseziaceae. Gene Ontology annotation, molecular function: phospholipid binding.